Molecule: messenger RNA, 3355 nt
Organism: Cheilinus undulatus (humphead wrasse)
Lineage: Eukaryota; Metazoa; Chordata; Actinopteri; Labriformes; Labridae
Gene: ccdc66
Product: coiled-coil domain containing 66
Exons: 21
Coding region: 138-2774 (878 amino acids)
Biological process (GO): cilium assembly
Cellular component (GO): microtubule; cilium
Molecular function (GO): microtubule binding
Source: RefSeq, a predicted model, not a curated record
UGACUGACAGUGCGGUCAGUCCAGAGGUUGAUAUAGGCACCUUUGUACAAUAAUGAAUUAUUUAUCAACGGUCUGUUUAAAGUUUUAAACGGCUUUUGGCGAAGGUAUCCAUCUUCUGGUAAAUAUUCCCUGUCGUUAUGAAUCUCGGAGAUGGUCUGCUGUUUGAACUGGAAAAUGGAAAGCCCAAGUUGAUUCUGCUCAGUCAUGGUAUUGAGAAGAAUCCAGCAAAGCCAUCCUGCAGGUCCAGAGCGGGUAACAUCCUGAGCUCCAGGCAGCCGUCAUGUGUGGACGAGGUGCAGAAAGAGGAGAAUCCGACUGCUCGACAGCAGGCAGGGAGGCACAAAGAAAGCAGGAGCAAGAUUGGAGGAGCAGCUGCCCCCAUCACUUCCAACACAGGGAAGAGCACCACAGGGAGCAAUAGUAGAGUUUUACCCAAGCUGAAGUCAGACAGACACAAAAACAGCACCACUACUGUCGCUCUGAGAGCCAAUGGGAAACCAGGACGUCCUCAGAGCAGUGGGACACAAGCCAGGGGUAAGAAGGGACAGAAGGACACACCAGAUACAGGACUGAAGGAAGGCCUGGUGUGUCUGACCAGUGAGCAGCUUCAGAAGAUCCUCAGCACGGUCCAGAAUGCCAGCAUUGGUCAACUCCAACCAGAGAAGAGCAAGAUCCAGGAAAAUCAGACAGGCUCUAAAUCUGGCUCCUCAUCCAAUGAAGGGGGAGAAGGAGAGAUGAAGGAGGAGGACAGAGGUGGAGAAAAGGCCAAAGAAGAUGUAAUAGGACUUACUGAUAUACCUGGAAGCUCACAGGACAAAAACAACAGGUUGCCUGGAUGUCUGUUCAGCUGGAUGGAUGAGCGAGUGUCAGAGAGCAGAGCGGCCGCCAUUGAUGCCAAGAAGGCUCAGUGGAGGAGAGAACUAGCUGAACAGAUGGCUCUGAAGCAGCAGAAGCAGCAGCGUUCAGCUUCCAGCAGACUCCAGGUGGAGGAGGAUACAGAGAGUCUGUUAUCUGUUCAAACCUCCAUCAGCUACAGAGACCAGCCAGCAGCCAUCAGAUCCAGCCUCAGAGUCGGGGAAGUGACUCCAAUGGAGGAGGUGCUGAGUGCUGAGAGGAAAGAGGAGCAGAGGAGACGCUGGCUGGAGGAGCUGGACCAACAGAGAGAACAGAUGAACGAGCGCAGGAGACGGGAGAAACUCCUGCAGAGCCAGACGGAGGAUCACGAGCUCUGGGCCACACACUUUGACUCUCUGCAGAGGAAACCUCCUCUCCUCCACACAGCAGCUCCCUCAGCUCCACCUCCAGCCCCGUCUAACAGCUCAGAUCGAGGAGAGUGGGAGCCCUCGUCCAGUCUUUCUCUGGUGUGGGAGGCCAUGAGCAGCUGUGGAGCAGAGAGUGUGGGAGGAGCCAGCAUGGAUAUAACCAGUGGAUACCAAAUCAGAACCAGCCAUCUGAGGACAAUGACCGCUCUGCUGGACCCGGCACAGAUAGAAGAGAGAGAGAGGAGGAGGCUCAAACAGCUGGAGCAGCAGCGAGACAUCGAGGCUCAGAUGGAGGAGCGACGGCUGCAGAGGGAGCAGGAGGAGGCAAGGAGGAGAGAGGAGGAGGAAGCCGAGGAGAAGAGGCUGGCACAGGAUAGAGAGAGGAUGGAGAGACAGUAUGAGCUGGAUACACAGAGGGAGAAGCAGAAGUCAAACCAUCAGACAAAAGAACCCCAAAGGAAACCAGAGGAGCAAAAACAGCAGACGCAGGAGACCAGUGCUGUUAGCAGACAUGCUGCGGUUUCUGAGAAGGAGAUCCACAGUUCAGUCUCUCUGCACAAAGACACGGCUGUACAGACAGAAGAAGCUCCCCCCCUCUCUGACCCAGCUGCCACACUCCAGACUCCUGACGCCUCCUCUCAUCACCAGCAACCUCCUUCCCUGUCUGCUGCUCCUCCAAACAACAGGAGCCGUGCAGGGAAAGCAGGCAAGGAGAACAUCUGUGUGCAAGCAGAAAAAAGAGGAGGAGGAGAUCUGUAUCAGGCAUUUGCUCGGACAGAUAGGAGCAGGAGAGACAGGAGGAGGCCAGAGUGGAACACACAGAGGCCAAGUCGACGGUUUGUCCCGGCAUCGGAGCGUUACCCGGCCUCUCUGCAGAAACACAGACAGGAGAGUCGACUGAAGAGGCAGGCUGAGCUCCUGGCUCUGCAGGAGAGGACCUGUUUGUCCAGAACCGACCCUCCUCCUCCUCCUCCUCCUCCUCCUCCUCCUCAGGACCCCCAUCUGCUCCCUAACCCCACACAGAGCAGAACAAGUCCUAACAGGAAGGUGGAGAGUUUAUCUCACAGCCUCUCUGCAGUUGUCACUGAUAGGGGGCGCUCUCCUCCUGUUCCUGCUCUUAGAAACAGAAUUCAGAGUCAGCAGGCUUCCCCCUCUUCCUCCUCCUCUCCUCCUCCUCAUCCCCCUGUCCUGGAGUUUGUUCCUUAUGUCCGGACUGAUGAAGUCUUUAAUCUAGAUCCUCUGGAGCCCGCAGACACUCCACCACCUCACUCAAACACAGAAGCUCCUCCUCAGAGCUCAGCGUCUCAUUCUGCUCCUCCUCAUCGAGAUCCUCUCCUCCACCCCGAACUACGACGUACGCACACUCACCGACAGCAGGAGAUUCUCGAAGGCCUGGCUAAGCUACGGCAGGGUUUGUUACAGAAGCAGAGGGAGCUGGAGACAGACUUUAAUCCGUUACUGAAACGCCAUGACAGCGAACUACGGACAUCAUCAGCAACGCACCGCAUGUGACCUCUCACUUUAGAGAGGCUUCUCCACAGUGUUCAAAGCAGCGAUCAGGGAGAACACCGAGAGUCGAACACCUUUAAACAGAAGUUUGAUGGGCCACUAUGAGGAUUUUACAUCAAAGUUCACAGGCAUGUUCUGGGGACCUCUGAGACUGAUAUAAACUUGUCUUAAAGGGAUGAAUUAUUUGACCUUUAAUAUACAAAAUGUUGGUUUAAAUCUGCUCCAUCAGGUUUACACAGAACACACAUCAUAUUACCCUCUUAAACUUAAACACAACUCAUCAUUUCAGUUUUUCCCCACAUUUUGCUCCAGUUGUUGUCUAAAAAGACAAAAAUGCUCCCUCCUGCUCAUUUAUUGAGUUUGUUAUGCUGAUAUUAAAUGUAGAAAGAAUGUAUUUUAUAUUUGUGUUUGAUGCACUUUUUGAAUGACACUGUACCAAACAGGUAUUCCGUUUGUUACCUUUAUCUGGUUUGGAGUUACUGUGCUGUUUUCUAUCUUGGAUGAAAAAUGUGUUUUUGACUGUUUCUUCAGCUUCCUGCUGGUCGAGGAGCUCUACCUGCUUCAAUGUAAUGUGUUAUCUUUGG